Messenger RNA from Salarias fasciatus (jewelled blenny), 520 nucleotides. Its product is annotated as cytochrome c oxidase subunit 8A, mitochondrial-like. The transcript has 2 exons. Gene Ontology annotation, biological process: mitochondrial electron transport, cytochrome c to oxygen. The coding region runs from base 92 to 304 and encodes 70 amino acids. Lineage: Eukaryota; Metazoa; Chordata; Actinopteri; Blenniiformes; Blenniidae. Gene Ontology annotation, cellular component: respiratory chain complex IV; mitochondrion. The record is from RefSeq and is a predicted model, not a curated record.
AGGUGGCAGUAGAGAGCUCACCGCUGUCAGUCCUCCUCCAGUGAAGAAGAGCCACUUCCUGUUGCGUCAUCGGACUCAAACACUCUUCGACAUGUCGGGACUUCUGAGCACAGCUGUCCGCCGCGCUGUCCCCGUCCUGCGGACACAAGCCGCCUCUCAGAGGGCUCAUCUGUACACCAGGCCGGCCAAGGAGAAGAUCGGUCCACUGGAAACCGUGGUUGCAAUGGGCAUGUUCAGCUUGGCCAUCCUGGGACCGUCGGGAUGGAUCCUGGCCCACUUGGAGGACUACAAGAAGAAAGACUAGCGUGGACCUUUGAACUGUCUCGUCCCGGCUGUCUGCAGUGUCUGUCCUGAUGGGACCAGCAGGAAGUUCCCCUGCAGAGAGGAGCAUGGACCACACUGCAGCUGUGACUGCUGGAUUCUGCACCACGGACACACACCUGCUGCUUCCUCAACAUCCACUGGGAUUCUGUUGUAAAUGUUCCUCUUACACCAAUAAAUGUUACACUCUCUGAGCUGA